AUGCACUGGACACCCUACCUCAUAUGAUUCACAUUUCCCUGGAAAGAUUUUGUUCGUUAAGACACCUUAGUCCCUUGGAAUAAACCCCAGCUUGCCUCACAUUAGUAUUAUCCUGCAUAAAGUAUAAGACAGCAGAGCAGGGCAGUAUUUUACAUAAAAGCACCCUGGGCUGUGUGUUUGUGAGGCCAGAAACACAGGGUGGUGCAAUGACCUAAUGAACAUUCACCUUCACUUUAAAGUACAAUGUGUCAGGGCAGCAGUUCUCUGAACUUUAUCAGGAUGUGAACAGACAUACCAGCCCUAGUAAAGUGUUAUAACGUGGGUAGAAUCUAGUAUAAAAAUAUUUUUAUAUUGAAAAAUCAAAUUACAGUGCGAUAGGGAUUGGGUAAAUUGAUGCACAGGCUGUCAGUGAUAAUUGUCACAGAUUCUGAUAAUUGUAAAAAAAAAAAAAAAAAAAAAUUCUCAAAAAGGAUUCAUUAUGUGUGACUCACAAAUAUUAUCUGUAUGCAAUAUAUGCAGAGCAUAUCUUUUUCCAGUUAGUAAUAUUAUUAUAUUUCUGACAGAUAACUGACAGAUUUAAUCAUGUGAAUAUACCCCUGAAAAUGCCUAUUGUGAAACUGAUUUCCUGAUACUUUCCUUCGCACUAUUUACCUAUGAUGGUCAUUCACCCCUUUAAAGCACAACCUGCUGGACACUUACCUUAGCGUAGUACAGCCAAUGACAUGCUCAAACACCACACAUAUACAAUACACCUUCCACGUUAAUCUGCCUUGUGUCACUCUGACAUCAGUAAACCGAUUUCAUCAAACGCUGAAGAGAUGAUUAAACCAUAGGCACAUCUUUGGCAAAUUGGAACUGAUAUCUGAAGUCUUCUCGUUUUCUGAAAACAAGCUGGAAUAGGAAGCACAAUGCCAGGAUCUGUAAAGCUGCGCAGCAUUAAAAGGUUUGGACAGGAGAACGAUGGCUAUGAGUUUUCCGCAGAAGAGCGAGAUGCAGAAUACAUGACAAUGGCAUCUUCGAAGAACCAUAAAAAGUUCAAACCAGGCCAGAAGAAGGAAGAAGCAGCCAUCCGCGUUGGGUUCUUUCAACUGUUCUGCUUUUCCACAUGCCGUGAAAUCCUGAUGAUGAUUUUUGGGAGUUUGUGCGCUAUAAUACACGGCUCUGCCCAGCCACUCAUGCUGCUCGUGUUUGGGUUGCUGACUGACACAUUCAUUGACUAUGACAUUGAGCUGAACGAGCUGCGAGAUCCAGCCAAACACUGUCUCAAUAACACCAUUCAGUGGCGGAACCUCACAGCUGAGGACAACUUGGAGCUCAAUAUGACCAGAGCCUGCGGGCUAUUAGAUAUAGAGUAUGAGAUGACUAACUUUGCUUACUACUACGUUGGUAUUGGGUGUUCUGUCUUCGUGCUCGGAUACGUACAAAUCUCUCUGUGGGUGACAAGCGCUGCCCGACAGAUCAAGAUCAUCCGGAAGCUCUACUUCAGCAAAAUCAUGAGAAUGGAAAUCGGCUGGUUCGACUGCAACUCUGCGGGUGAACUUAACACACGCAUGUCCGAUGAUAUCAAUAAGAUAAACGACGCCAUUGGGGAUCAGGUGGGAAUCUUUAUUCAGCGCUUCACCACCUUUGUCUGUGGCUUCCUCAUGGGAUUUGUAAGGGGCUGGAAGUUGACACUGGUCAUCAUCUCUGUGUCUCCACUCAUUGGACUGGGAGCUGGGUUUAUGGCUUUGUUUGUGGCAAAGCUAACUGGUUGGGAGCUGCAGGCCUAUGCUAAAGCAGGUGCUGUUGCAGACGAGGUCCUGUCCUCCAUCCGUACCGUGGCAGCAUUCGGUGGAGAGAAGAAAGAAGUGGAAAGGUAUGAUCGUAACCUUGUCUCAGCUCAGCGCUGGGGCAUUAGAAAAGGCCUGAUCAUGGGAUUCUUCACUGGCUACAUGUGGUUCAUUAUAUUCCUUUGUUAUGCGCUGGCAUUUUGGUAUGGCUCCAGUUUAGUGGUGGACACACAAGAAUACAGCCCUGGAACCCUACUUCAGGUGUUUUUUGGGGUGCUUAUUGCCGCAUUGAACCUGGGACAAGCAUCUCCUUGUCUGGAGGCAUUUGCUGCAGGCAGAGGAGCUGCUACUAUCAUCUUUGAGACUAUUGCCCGUGAACCAGAGAUCGACUGCCUGUCUGAAGCUGGCUACAAGCUGGACAAGGUGAAAGGAGAUCUGGAAUUUCACAAUGUGACCUUCUACUAUCCUUCGAGACCAGAAGUGAAGAUCCUGGAUCAGAUGAAUCUACAGGUGAAGUCUGGGGAGACUACAGCUUUCGUGGGGCCAAGUGGGGCAGGAAAAAGCACAACUGUACAGCUCAUCCAGCGCUUUUAUGACCCCAAAGAGGGCAUGGUCACUCUGGAUGGUCAUGAUAUUCGUGGUCUGAAUAUCCAGUGGCUCCGCACACUCAUCGGCAUUGUAGAGCAGGAGCCAGUUUUAUUCGCCACAACCAUUGCUGAGAAUAUUCGCUACGGAAAACCUGGUGUAUCUGACAGCGACAUCAUCAAAGCUGCCAAAGAUGCAAACGCCUACAACUUUAUAAUGGACUUACCACAGAAAUUUGACACGCUGGUUGGUGAGGGUGGUGGACAGAUGAGUGGUGGCCAGAAACAGCGAAUUGCAAUCGCUCGAGCCCUGGUGCGAAAUCCCAGAAUCCUUCUGCUGGACAUGGCAACUUCUGCACUUGACAAUGAGAGCGAAGCUAUUGUACAGGAAGCUCUUGACAAGGUCCAAAUUGGUCGUACCACCAUUUCCAUUGCCCACCGUUUAUCGACAAUAAAGAAUGCUGAUGUGAUUGUGGGGUUCGAGCAUGGGCGAGCUGUAGAGAGAGGCAAACAUGAUGAGUUGAUGGACAGAAAGGGUGUUUACUUCACUCUAGUCACUCUACAGACCCAGGGAGACAAAGCUCUCAACCAGAAAGCCAAACAGAUGGAAGCGGAGGCUGCUGGAGAGCCUGAAGCAGAGAGCAUAAAUCUUUCUCGGGCAGGAAGUUAUCGGACAAGUCUAAGGGCCUCCAUUCGUCGCGGGACUAAAUCCCGUUUGUCCAACAUCAUUCCAGAAUCCUCAGUAGCAAUUGCUGGGGAACUCGGUCCACAGUCCUACUCUGAAUCCUAUGUUUCCCAGUUCAGUAAAAAGGGUGUCAUUCCUGAAGAUGAGGAAGAGGAAGUAGAACCAGCUCCUGUGACUCGAAUUCUGAAGUACAACGCCCCAGAAUGGCCUUACAUGGUUUUUGGAACUUUUGGAGCCGCUGUGAAUGGAGGAGUCAAUCCAGUGUACUCGCUGCUUUUCAGCCAGAUCCUGGCGACAUUCUCGAUGCCUGACCCUGCUGCCCAGAGAAGAGAGAUUGAUGGAAUCUGUUUGUUCUUCGUGUUAGUCGGUGUGACCACCUUUUUCACACAAAUGCUGCAGGGUUAUGCGUUUUCUAAAUCUGGGGAGUUGCUGACACGUCGAUUGAGGCGCCUGGGUUUCCACGCCAUGUUAGGCCAAGAGAUCGGCUGGUUUGAUGACCACAGGAAUAGCCCGGGUGCUUUGACCACUAGACUGGCCACAGAUGCUUCACAAGUCCAAGGAGCCACUGGCGCACAGAUCGGAAUGAUUUUGAACUCUCUGACCAACAUUGGCGUAGCCAUCAUUAUCUCCUUCUACUUCAGCUGGAAGCUCAGUUUGGUCAUCAUGUGCUUUCUGCCUUUCCUCGCACUUUCCGGAGGCUUCCAGGCCAAGAUGCUUACUGGUUUCGCAAAGCAGGACAAGGAAGCAAUGGAAGCAGCUGGUCAGAUAUCUGGUGAGGCGCUGAACAAUAUCCGCACCAUCGCUGGUCUCGGUAAAGAGCGUAGUUUUGUGGAAGUGUACGAAGCUCAGCUUGAGGCACCGUACCAGGCUGCACUGAAGAAGGCUAAUGUAUAUGGUGCAUGCUAUGGAUUUGCCCAGUGUGUCGUCUUCCUGGCAAACUCAGCAUCUUAUCGUUUUGGUGGAUACUUGGUGCGCCAUGAGGACCUUCAUUUCAGUUUGGUUUUUAGGGUCAUCUCUGCCAUCGUAACCAGUGGAACAGCUUUGGGCAGAGCCUCCUCAUACACACCUGAUUAUGCCAAAGCGAAGAUUUCUGCAGCUCGCUUCUUCCAGCUGCUUGACCGUGAUCCCAAAAUCAAUGUCUACAGUGACAAAGGCGACAAAUGGGCUGAUUUCAGAGGAGAUAUCGAGUUUAUAGAUUGUAAGUUCACCUACCCGAGCCGGCCAGAUAUCCAGGUUUUGAACGGCCUUACUGUAAGUGUGAAGCCUGGUCAGACUCUUGCUUUUGUGGGCAGCAGUGGCUGUGGCAAGAGCACUAGCGUCCAGCUGCUUGAGAGAUUUUACGACCCAGACUUAGGACGAGUGCUAAUCGACGGACAUGAUUCCACUCGAAUCAACGUCCCGUUCCUACGCUCUAAGAUUGGGAUCGUUUCCCAGGAGCCGAUUCUGUUCGACUGCAGCAUUGAGGAGAACAUUCGCUAUGGGGAUAACCAGAGGGAGCUCAGCAUGGAUGAUGUCAUCUCUGCAGCCAAGAAGGCCCAGCUCCAUGACUUUGUCAUGUCACUUCCUGAGAAAUAUGACACUAAUGUGGGCUCCCAAGGGUCACAACUCUCACGUGGUCAAAAGCAGCGCAUUGCCAUCGCCAGGGCAAUCAUACGAGAUCCGAAAAUCCUCCUGCUGGAUGAGGCUACAUCAGCCUUAGACACAGAGAGUGAGAAGACAGUACAAGAGGCUUUGGAUAAAGCGCGAGAGGGCCGCACGUGCAUCGUCAUCGCCCAUCGUCUCUCCACCAUCCAGAACUCUGACAUCAUAGCAGUGAUGUCACGUGGGUUUGUGAUCGAGUGCGGCACGCACGAUCAGCUCAUGUCCUUAAAUGGAGCUUAUUACAAGCUGGUCACGACUGGAGCACCAAUCAGCUAGUUGUUUGCUAUGGUGCCAACUCAUGUUAAAUGAUUUCCAAAUAGUUAUGCUAAUGUAUAAAUAAAGUGUAUUAUUUAUAUUCGUGAGAUUGAGGAAAUAGAGUCAUGGCUUUAUGACCUGUUCUUUCACAAAGAUUUCACUGAUCCAAAGACUAAGUCAAAGAUUUGAAAGAAAUUCAUGUCUAAUUUGAUAUAGAACCAUGAAUGAUGAAUGAUGAAUGUGCCUUAUUGACUCAUUGUUGUUGCUCUGUUGUUGUUUGUACAGAAUUAAAGAAUUGUAACAUUUGA
Molecule: messenger RNA, 5242 nt
Organism: Ictalurus furcatus (blue catfish)
Lineage: Eukaryota; Metazoa; Chordata; Actinopteri; Siluriformes; Ictaluridae
Gene: abcb11b
Product: ATP-binding cassette, sub-family B (MDR/TAP), member 11b
Exons: 28
Coding region: 909-4955 (1348 amino acids)
Biological process (GO): transmembrane transport
Cellular component (GO): membrane
Molecular function (GO): ATP hydrolysis activity; ABC-type transporter activity; ATP binding
Source: RefSeq, a predicted model, not a curated record